Messenger RNA from Paraglomus occultum, 1147 nucleotides. NCBI's taxonomy places the organism in Eukaryota, Fungi, Glomeromycota, Glomeromycetes, Paraglomerales, Paraglomeraceae. The record is from the annotation of a GenBank genome assembly.
AAUUCCAAACAUAAAUUUAAUAAUACAAAAGAAGAAUCUAAGAGUACAAAUACAAAUUCUAUGCCGGAGCCGCUUGCUUCAUCAACAGUUGCGUCUACAAAACCGAAGAGAAAUGGCCUAUUACCUUUUGCUUCGCGCAAAAUUUCAGAGGAUAAGAAAGCGCCGCGGAGAGUUAGCAUGUCCACCACAUUACCCUCCACUAAUUCUCAAGGUUCCCUAUCACAAACAAAAGCAACCGAAACUAUGGUGGUGGAAUUAACGACAAAAGAUUCCGAAAAAUUGGCAGCAGGAGUAGGAACAAUUGAUAUUACUAGCACGGCCAUGAACGUAACUGAUAUUAAUAAUAUCAUUGCUCCUACUCCUUCCUCCAUUCCUGCUGCUCUUGUUACUCCGACGGUUACUGACACCGGAACUACCUUAGAGAGCGUCAUUAUGGUUGAUACCUCCAUUGUUCCUACAACGCCAAGCAUGGUCGAUACUGGAGCCAUUACUACUUCAUCAAGCACACCAACAACUGAAACUCCCACGACAACCACUUCCACGUCACCAAGUUUAACGUCAACUAAUUUGUCAGCCAUAUCAACUACAAAAGAAGAGAAGCGACGACGAAAGAGAAAAGAUGAUGUUGCUGAUUUAUCAAUCGUUGUCGCUGAUGGUAUACCAGUUAUUACCGGAUAUCCAAUGGCAAGUCCAAGGCGAAAUAAAGACUAUCAUACAUUGUUCAAAGACGUCCCGAUGACGGAAUAUUUGAUCAAUGAUUACGGCUGCGCUUUACAACGUGAAAUAUUGGCGCACGGAAGGAUGUACAUAUCUGUUAAUCAUUUAUGUUUUUACGCAAACAUACUUGGUUGGGUUAGCUUUGUUGUAGUACCCUUCAACGAGAUAACCGCUAUUGAAAAAAGGACGACGGCAUUCGUCAUACCCAAUGCCAUUCUCAUCACAACUCACCUUACUAAAUAUUUUUUCGCCUCCUUCCUUGCGCGUGACACUGCAUAUGAAUUGCUAUCUAAACUAUGGCACCAUUCCCAGACAGUUUGUAAUGAAUCGGAGUGUCCUUCUGAGGCUGGAGAACAGCCUAAAUGUGAUGGCAGUAAUAAUGCCACCGACACGUCCGAGACUGAUGACGAUAAUGUAAUCGGGGAUGGAG